GGCUCGAGCUGCUCUCCUAUUUGAAACUGCGCCAUUCGCGUGUCUGUUAACAUGGCGGGUACAGUGGCGAACAAGUGUCUCAGUCCUUUGGCUUUUAUCACCAGGAGGCUCUCUGCUCCGGAGUUCAUCACCCAGUGCUGCUACCACAAGAAGGUGGUGGAUCAUUAUGAGAAUCCAAGAAAUGUGGGCACACUGGACAAACACUCCAAGAAUGUCGGGACCGGCCUGGUGGGCGCUCCAGCCUGUGGAGAUGUAAUGAAGCUCCAGAUUGAGGUGGAUGACCAGGGGAAGAUUGUGGAUGCCAGGUUCAAAACAUUUGGCUGUGGCUCUGCUAUUGCCUCCAGCUCCUUGGCCACCGAGUGGGUGAAGGGCAAAUCUGUGGACGAGGCUUUGAUGAUAAAGAACACCGACAUUGCCAAAGAGCUUUGUCUUCCACCUGUUAAACUUCACUGCUCAAUGCUUGCAGAGGACGCUAUCAAGGCUGCCCUGGCUGACUAUCGCCUCAAGCAACAGGAUGACCAGCAGGAGGCAGUCAGGGCCAGCAAUUAAAGAGCACUCUCACUCUGAGCUGGGUGCCACUGUUUGCUUCCUGCUGCCAAGAAGAGAAGUAGCAGUAGUCCAGCAUCACCACCUCACUUUCCUGCAGUAUUGAUGAGGCACACCUAAUAAUGUUGUUGACUUGUACACCAUCGUCAACCCUCGGUAGCAGUGUUACACUGGGUUUUCUGUAUUAGUCUGUGGUCCUCUAACCCUCUAUACUGUACCUUUGUAGCCUGUCACGUAAACGCACAAUGUAAGCACUAUUUGGGAUGUUGGUACAGAGCUGAGCCUUACUUUUGAGAUUGUGUUCCAUUUUAAGAUUUUGUGACGAGUAUUGAUUUUGAAUGAUGUGGUGGAGAUAUUCAUUAAAGCGAACAGCAAAGUAUCCCAACUGCACCCCCAAGCACUGACCUUUUGAUAUGCAAGUAAGCAAAGUGGCUUGAAACAAUGAAAGGGUCCACUGGUUUUAAGUGUAAUUUAUGGUUAUAUAGUCAUGCUUCCUUAACUGUCUGCAAUAAAAGUAUGAUGAAUCA
Messenger RNA from Chelmon rostratus (copperband butterflyfish), 1073 nucleotides. RefSeq names its product iron-sulfur cluster assembly scaffold protein IscU-like. The coding region runs from base 52 to 549 and encodes 165 amino acids. Gene Ontology annotation, biological process: iron-sulfur cluster assembly; intracellular iron ion homeostasis. The transcript is spliced from 5 exons. NCBI's taxonomy places the organism in Eukaryota, Metazoa, Chordata, Actinopteri, Chaetodontiformes, Chaetodontidae. The record is from RefSeq and is a predicted model, not a curated record. Gene Ontology annotation, cellular component: mitochondrial matrix; cytoplasm. Gene Ontology annotation, molecular function: 2 iron, 2 sulfur cluster binding; ferrous iron binding.